AUAACUUGUCAGUUGAGAAGAAAUGUUCGACGUGGGAGGUUAUGCCUGUUGUUUGUUUAUCUAACGGUUUGUUGACAAUCUAAACUCGUGAAAUUUUGUGAACUUUUUGUUAAAGUUUAAUACGUGUUUGCAAGAAUGGCUUCACAGCCAGAAGUCGGUGUGUCCGACUUCGUCCUGCUGGACAACCUGACCACGGAUAAAUUCAUUGAGAAUUUGCAUUUGAGGUUCCAACACAACAAGAUCUACACGAACAUCGGGGAAGUUCUGGUCUCCGUGAACCCCUAUAAGACCCUGGACAUCUAUGGAGCCGCCACCAUGAUGCAGUACCGCGGCCGCGAGAUGUUCGAGGUUCCGCCACAUGUGUAUGCGGUUGCGGAUGCCUGCCAGCGGGUGCUGAGGCAACAGGGUCGAGACACGUGCGUGCUGAUCUCGGGAGAGUCCGGCUCGGGCAAGACCGAAGCCUCCAAGUUCAUCAUGAAGUACAUCGCAGCGAAUACUACAGAGAACCAGAGGGAAUACAUUGACAGAAUAAAAAACGUCCUAAUCCAGUCGAACGCCAUCCUCGAAACGUUCGGCAACGCCAAAACCAACCGGAACGACAACUCGUCUCGCUUCGGAAAGUACAUGGACAUCCACUUCUCUGCGGGCGGCGACCCGGCCGGUGGCCACGUCAGCAACUACCUGCUGGAGAAGAGCCGCGUGGUCGCGCAGCAGCCGGGCGAGAGGAACUUCCAUGCUUUCUACCAGCUGCUCUCCUCAAGCAAGGCGUCGAAGCUGGGCCUGUCCUCGUCCACUCAGUACCAGUUCCUGGGCCCCGGGCGCCCCACCAGCCAGGACGGGCAGCUGUUCGCAGCCACUAACAGUGCCUUCAACGCGCUAGGGUUCCCGCCAAGAGUGGUCGACGAGAUCUGGAGUAUAGUUGCUGCGGUUGUGUUGUUGGGAGAAUUAACCUUCUCCGAGACCCCAGACGGCAACCUCCACAUCGGCGGGCCGCUCUCACAAUGCGUCUCAUCUCUCGGCAUCUCUUCCUCUUCUCUCCAAGCGUGCAUGGCGGGGCGGGUUCUGUGCGCGGGCGGCGAACUGGUCAGCAAGCAACACUCGCUGCACGACGCCGCCGCCACGCGCCACGCGCUCGCCAAGGCCGCCUACGACCGGCUCUUCGCGUGGAUCGUGCAGCAGAUAAACAAAGCGAUCGACGUCCCGUCCGGCACGCACGCGAGCUCCGUGAUCGGCGUGCUGGACAUCUACGGCUUCGAGAUCUUCGACACCAACAGCUUCGAGCAGUUCUGUAUUAACUACUGUAACGAGAAGCUGCAGCAGCUGUUUAUUGAACUAGUGCUCAAACAAGAGCAAGAAGAGUACUCCCGCGAGGGCAUCACGUGGACGCCGGUCGCGUACUUCAACAACCGCGUCAUCUGCGAGCUCGUUGAUGCGCCGCACCAGGGGAUUAUUGCCAUCAUGGACGAGGCCUGCCUCAAUCCUACUAAGAUAUCUGACAGACAGCUGCUAGAGGCGAUGGACAAGCGUCUCAGCGGACACAAGCACUACACGUCGAGACAACUCGCGCCGACGGAUAAGAAACUGCAGCACGGGGUCGACUUUAGAAUCACCCACUACGCAGGCGAAGUGACCUACGCAAUCACAAACUUCAUGGACAAGAACCAGGACUCUCUCUGGCAGGACCUGAAGCGGCUGCUGCACUCGUCCACUAAUGCUUCACUGAAGGACAUGUGGCCGGAGGGCGGCACCACUAUACAGAAGACCUCCAAACGUCCACCAUCAGCCGCGACCCUGUUCCGCAACUCGAUGCAGGCGCUGGUGCAGGGGCUGCUCAGCAAGGAGCCCUUCUACGUGCGCUGCGUCAAGCCCAACCCGAGGCAGGCGCCGAAUAGCUGGGAUGAGCAGCUGGUCCGCCACCAAGUGUCCUACCUCGGCCUGGUCGAGAACGUGCGUGUGCGACGCGCCGGGUUCGCUUCCCGGCAGCGCUACGACCGCUUCCUGCGCCGCUACAAGAUGCUGUCUCAGUACACGUGGCCGAAUUAUAGAGGGACUAGUGAUAAGGAGGCUGUGCUGGUGUUGUUGAGAGAUUUGGCGGUUACUGACUUCCAGGCCGGACAUACGAAGCUGUUUAUCAGGAGCGCUAAAACGGUGCACCAGCUCGAGACAGCCCGGGCCGAGCUGAUCCCCUCGAUAGUGGUGCUGCUGCAGAAGCUGUGGCGAGGCGCGCUGGCGAGGCAGCGGUAUCGGAAGAUGAAGGCCGCAUUGCGCAUCUUCCAUGCUUGGAGACGCUACCGCAGCCGCCGCUACAUCGCCGAGCUACAAACCGAACUAGCCCGCAACCGCGGCCUCAUCCGGCACUGGCCGCCCCCGCCGCGCGGCGCGCGCGUCGCCUGCCUGCCGCCCGCCUACCGACGCUGGAGGGCUUACCUCACGCUCAAGCCUAUACCGAGGGAUCAGUGGCCACAACUAAAGAUGAAGAUCUGCGCGGCGAGUGCCCUGAAGGGGCGGCGGCGCGAGUGGGGCGCGCGGCGGCAGUGGCUCGGGGACUACCUCGCACAAGACAGCUAUAAUAGUAAAGCAGUAGUACCUAAUAUGGAGCCUGUGCCGGGCCCGAGUCAUGGGUCGGUCCCUGUGCCAGACCGGGACGGAGGCACCCCCCCGCGCCGCCGCCGCCGCCGUCGCCGCGUCAGCAGCAGCAGCAGCUCCAGCAGCUGCUCGUCCAGCUCCAGCGACACGUGCUCGUCUGCGAAACGCAGCAAGCGCUCCCGCCGGCACCGCCGUAAGAAGAGUAAGCACGAGAGUCGUACUGAUCAAAGGAUGGAUCAGCUGUUCAAGGAACUGGCGACAUACAGAGCCGCCCUAUCCUCCCUCCAAAGGACGCACAACAUCGUCCCCCUCUUCUCGUGCCGCGUGCACAAGUUCAACAAACACAACAAGCUGGCGGCGCGGUGCGUGCUCGUCACCGACUCGCUGCUGUACAAGCUCGAUGAUGUGACGUUCAAGCCGCUGAAGAAGCCUACGGAGAUUACUGAGAUCGGCGCAAUCCGCAUAAUGUCAUCAGACGCUCAACUGGUGGUGAUCUCCGUGCCUCGAGCCAAGAACGACCUCGUGGUGGGUCUGGUGGGACAAGACGACUUGGUGGGCGAGCUAGUCGGCGUGCUGACCAACAGAUACACCGCAUUAACAAACGCCUCCCUGCCCGUGGAAGUAGAGUCAGGAGUCAGCACCCGCUGCACGCUGGGAGGCCGCGCCCGCGCACUACAGCUCCCCGCGUCCGUCGAGCCUGCCGGUGGGACGCCCUUUACGCACCAACACAACGUCAUCACUUACCACCCACACUCGGCUACUGCGUAGAGAGGGUAGAGAAUGGUGGUGGAACAGAGUAGAGCGGUUGACGAAACCUGUAAUAAGGUUAGUUGUAUAGUAUAACCCCCUUAUUCAUAAAAAAGUUACUGGACACUUUAGCUAUGGAACUGUUCUGUCACUCUCUGACAGAGAACAAUUUGUUCUUUGACAGAGAGGGACAAAACAGUUCAAUAGCUAAAGCAUCCACUAACUUUUUAUGGAUAAGGGGGUCCAGAUUUAAAAAGAUGUAGUUUUUAGAAUUGAAAAAGAUAUACUUACGUAAAUAAACUUUUUCACGGGAAAAAGUUUGAAGGUGAAGUGAAACUCGCAGCAACAAUGAAGUAGAUACACAAAUUCUAAUUUGAAUGCUGUCAAACUAUAAAUUUUGCCAUUUACAAAUGAGAUGCUAAUAAACACUCAUAGAGUCGAGUUUUAAACAAAGAAAUUAAGAUUUUGUGCCUUCAGAAUCGACAUAAAUGAGUUCAUACAUAAAAUAAAAUAAUAAUAUCUUACAAACAGACAUAAAAACUAUUUGUAUAUACGGUAUUCCUACUCAUAUUUUAAGGGCGGAUUUUUCAAUAGUUAGAUGAUUUUGUUGAGUGAACAAUUUUAAUGUUGUCAAUUCUUAAUACAUGUAUUAUGAAAUAUUUUAUUGAAAAAUCAGCCCCUACCAAUUAAAGCAUAGAAUAUUUCAAUUUGCAUUUGAAAUUGUAUUUACUUAAAACUUUAAGACUGUAAGAUUGUAGAUUUGCAUUUUGAAAUUAAUAUAUUAAUAAAAUGAAAGUUAUUAUUUUCUACUUAACUAUGUGCCUAGUAAUAGUGCCUACAUAUUUACCUACUUUAAGCAAUGUUGUAAAGUCUUACUUUUUAGUAAGGUGUUAUAAAUUCAAUACAAAUAUAUUGUAAUUUGUGGCAUCAAACUGAGGGAUUAAUUUGAUUCGGAUUUCGUUCGAUAAAUGACGUGAUCGAAGGUUAUAUAUAUCCGAAGAUAUCUAUGUUUCAUUAAAAACGGUUCAGCCGAUACAGUAACUAUCGUAUGGAUUGCUGGUCAAAUUUGGAAAAUAAUGCUGUUUAAGUAAUUAACUUAUUGAUAGUAUUAUAUCUUAGUGUUUAGAGUGAGAGAUAAAUCUUGGUUUUGUUUCCGUUAUAUUUUUUUAAGUAUUUUUAUUUGUCAAUUUGUUAUUUUGGCAUUAAAUUGGUUUAUUUUUAAAACCUCUUGUGAAAUACAUCACAUUGUAUAUGUACAUAAUUUAAUUGGUAUGUUAUUAUAUUAUGAAAUCACCAAUAAUAAUAAUGAUGAUGAUAUCGCAUUUAAUAAAUUCAAAUUUCAAUAUGUUUUUUAAUAAAUUUAAUAUUUUUAACUAAUUUUCCAUUUACGUUUUUACACCCUAUUACUUUUCCAUGUGAUGAUGAAAUAUCCGUUACGUACAAAAUGAAGCAGUGAUUAUUUUUAUAUUUAUUUAGUUAAGAUCAGUAUUAAGAAUGUUUUAUAUGCUUUUAUGAAUCGAUAAAGUACGACAAUUCCCAAAAACGUUUUAAACGUCAGUAGUACAACACAUUUUGUAAAAAAAUUAAACAAGUUAAUACAUACCAACAACCUUUGACAAGAAAUGUAUAAUACGCCAUGUUUAUAGCAACAACUAUUGCAUGUAAGUAAUAAAAUAUUUGAAAAAAAAUUGCUACUUAUUACAAAUUGUUCUAGGAUAUUUUUUUUAUAUUCGAAAACGUAAAUUGUCGAUUCAUAAAUAGUCAAUUUGUUUUAUUUUUAACAACGACCACUUAUCGUUGAGUGCUAAUAUCUAGUAAUAGUGAUAUGUAUAUAGAUGUAACCAUUUAUUAAUUUGUUAUUAGUAUGUUAGUUGUAAAAAACUAGGACCGAGGGAUUCUGUCUGUGCCUUGAAACGGUGCCAUGAUUUGUAUUGAAUACAGGAUUGUACGAAUA
Molecule: messenger RNA, 5287 nt
Organism: Plutella xylostella (diamondback moth)
Lineage: Eukaryota; Metazoa; Arthropoda; Insecta; Lepidoptera; Plutellidae
Gene: Myo31DF
Product: Unconventional myosin ID
Biological process (GO): actin filament-based movement; endocytosis; actin filament organization
Cellular component (GO): cytoplasm; actin cytoskeleton; myosin complex
Molecular function (GO): actin filament binding; microfilament motor activity; ATP binding
Source: RefSeq, a predicted model, not a curated record